Bubalus bubalis (water buffalo) is the source of this 6269-nucleotide messenger RNA. RefSeq names its product von Willebrand factor A domain containing 3A (gene VWA3A). The transcript has 35 exons. The coding region runs from base 1578 to 5096 and encodes 1172 amino acids. The record is from RefSeq and is a predicted model, not a curated record. Lineage: Eukaryota; Metazoa; Chordata; Mammalia; Artiodactyla; Bovidae.
AGCCUGGCUUGGAGAAUUUUGAGCAUUACUUUACUAGCGUGUGAGAUGAGUCAUGUAAACGCAAAUAGAAAAAAGUAGUAACGAUGAACUUUUCAAUGUUGGGUUUUACUUCUUGUAAAAUGUUGGAAAUCCGUUAUCCAGGAGCAAAGGAUGUUGUGAGGGCAGUAAACCACCUAUCUUGAGCCCUUGUGUCUCCAAAAAUGGUGUAUCAAAGCUAGCCAGCCCCUUCCACCCAGGAUUUCCAAUCAGGUGGGCCCAAGGACCCUCACCUCUUGCUCACAGGGUAGCCUUUGGCUGGUUUGUCUUGGCAUCUUGUGACUCUUCCCUCUCCUGACUUCCUUUCCUCUUUCUAGGCUCCUCCUCUCCUGCCUCAUUGGUGUUGACCAAAUGCCAUGAUUUAUAGCUGCUAUUCUCACCCAUAACUAGUCUGCCCAGAGUGAGAGGUGAUAAGUGAGCUGUCUCUAUUUUGAAGAAUUUUGUUGUUUCUGAUCUGACCUAGAGAGGGAUCUUGGGGUCAACAUCUGAAGGGGUUCUCUAUCACAUAGGGACUACAACGAGUAGCACAUAUUCUAAAUUACGAAUUAAAGAUUCAGUAAGUGAAGAUCGUGAUUUGAGGAAUGACCUGGAGAAGAAAAACUACGUGCAGAUCCCUUCAGUACUACAAGCUAGUUAGUUGACAUUGAGUACAUCACUUCAUCUCUCUUGACUUCCAUAGAAGGAGCUGGAAAGGUCCCCAACUGUGGGCUAAGAGCUGGUUACAUCAUAAUCACCUGGAACCACUGUUAAAGAUUCAUGUUCCCACAGUUUGCUACAGUUCUGUAUCAGUCUGCCGGAUGGGAAUGUAGGUAUGUUUUCUUAGCAAACAGCCUAGAUGAUUGUGAUGGGCACCGGGGCUUGGGAACCACUGUAGUAGGUGAUCUCUUCUUAUGCUAAGAGAUCACUGAGCCUGCUGUUGCAUUAGCCAGGUUUGGGUAGAGCUGGAGCUGGUGGGGGUGAGGGACUGCCAGACCUCUCCCAGGGAGUGUGUUUGGAGGGCCCCAGGGAAUCUGCAGAAGAGAAGGAAGGUCAUCAGCUUUCACGCAUGUCACAGGUUCUCUGCUGUCUGUCUUCAGUUCCUAGCACAGGAAGGCAGCAGGCAGCAGGGCUCCACUGGCCUAAACCAUAGUUUUCUGAUGACCCAGAGGUUCUAAAAGUAGAGAAGAGUUCCAAAUCCUGUUCCUGGCUUUUGUGGGGGUGGAGAAAAGCAGAGUGCCCAGGAAGAGGUUGUUAGAAGCAACAAAGUGGUAAUUUCUUCCCCAGGGUGAGGAACGUUUUCCCCCGUCCCUGCCUCUAGGUGCAGUGGUGCAGUCUGUUACCUUGGAUACCAGCUAACACUUCCCGACACGCCAAGCUUCACUGCUGCUUGGAGGAACUAGAAGCGGGAACCAGGAAAAACAGUCCUGGGAUGACCAGGGCCCUUCUCCCAGAGUUGGAGAAAUAGAGAAAUGCAGGUGCCGUUUCCUGAGGACCUGUUUGCAUGUUCUCUUCCCCUCCUGUGACCAGUCUCCCGAGGAAAAUAAGCACUGGAUGUUUUUACAAUGGCCACACAAAUUAGUGAUGUCUUCCAUGGUCAAGACAGUGCAUUUCUGGAAAAUCACUGCAUGAGGAGAAGCAAUGACAGAGAUCCACAGAAGCAGUUGAACCAGAAGAAUAUCAACAAACUUGGCCAAAAGCUAGACAAUGGACUCCUGGUUACGCAUGUUAACCAGACACAGGACUUACUGAGGCUGCAGGGGGAUGAGACCCAGCCUUCAGUCUGGGAGAAUUCAGAAGAUUGGCUUUCAGCGCACAGUUUAAAGUCUAAGAAACUCACUUUGGCUGACCUGCUAUGCCAGGGCACAGCCGUGCUGGAGGAAGCCAGCAGUGUGAAGAAGAAAACGCACUUCCCCACCCAGACCGUCCACCAAUUUGAAGCCAAGCUUUCUGAAGCUAUUGAACUCUAUCAACAGAGAAUUCAGUGGCUCACAGAAAACAGCAAGAAGGCAUUUGGCCUCAUCAAGGGGGCCAGAGUCGGCAUUCUCAUUGACGUGGCAGCUGUCAGCGAUGACCCUCAGAAAGAGGAGUUCCAAAAUGACCUCAUGAACCUCAUUGACGAGCAGCUGAGCCACAAAGAGAAGCUGUACAUCCUGUCCUUUGGUGCCACCACCAGCGCCCUCUGGCCCAACCCGACAGAAGUCAGCACCUCCAGUCUCCAGGAACUCAAGCUUUGGGUGCAAAAGCUGAAGCCGGACAGAGGCAGCAAUCUGCUACAAGCCCUGAAGAAAGUCUUUGUUCUGAAGGGGCUGAAUUCUCUGGUGACCAUCAUGGGAAGCUGCCCAGAUCAGCCUUCUGAAAUCCUGUCCGAUUACAUCCAACAGUCUACCAUGGGAAGGGACCUCAUUACCCACAUCAUCACCUACAAAUGCAAUGAUCAGGUGCCACCUGCUGUUCUGAAGAACCUUGUAGAAGCUUUUGGGGGCUACUAUCACUGCUACAGCCCAGAGACAGAGGUCUGCAGCAGCCGAGAGGUGGAUGAGCUCCUGGCAGAAAUCCAAAAGGCCCAGAGCCUCCGGGACCAUGUGCAAGCCCUGCACCCCAACGCCCUCUGUGAGAAGCCCACCGGCAUGAUGCAGGAGAUUUCCACAGAGGUUGCAAAGAGUUCACUCAUGAGUCUCUUGCCUAAACCCCCAAAACAUGAGGAUCCCCUCAUGAUUGAGUUCCCAAACUUGGACAUGACUUCUGCAGAAUGGCUAAAGACCAAUAGCCUGAAAGCCAAGAAGCUAAGCCUUUAUCAGGUUCUGGCACCCAAUGCAUUCUCUCCUGUGGAGGAAUAUGUGCCUAUUCUCCGGAAAACAGUAUCAUCAACUAUCCAUGAGAAGGCAAUGGUGCAAUUUGAAUGGCAUGACGGGACAGUGAAGAAUAUUCAUGUGGACUUGCCCUUCCUGUACGAGUACCAGAAACAGCUCAGCAGAGCGAUGCGGAUGUAUGAGAGACGGAUCGAGUGGCUCUCCUUGGCCAGCAGAAGAAUCUGGGGCACCGUAUGUGAAAAAAGGGUGGUUAUACUGCUCGAUAUCUCCGUGACCAAUUCCAUGUACAUUAUUCAUAUCCAGCACUCCCUGCGACGCCUGCUGGAGGAGCAGCUGUCCAACAAGGACUGCUUCAACAUCAUCGCGUUCGGAAGCACCAUCGAAAGCUGGAGGCCUGAGAUGGUUGCCGCCAGCCACAGCAACUUACAAAGCGCCUGGCGGUGGGUCCUGAGCCUGCAAUGUCAGGGCAGCAGGAACGUCCUCAGCGCCCUGCGGAAGGCUGUGGAGGUGGACUUCAAGGACAAAGAAGAACAGCAGUCACAGGGCAUCUACCUCUUCACGGGGGGCAUCCCUGACCAGGACAUGGCCAUGCUCAGCGCCUACAUGGCCGAGGCCUGCGGGGGCUGUGACUUCCAUCUGAACGUGUGUCUCUUCUAUGUGGGUGAGUCACCACAGACGGACACCAUGCCCCCUGCCUGCUAUGCCAGCCGCACGGACACGGCCGCCGCCUACAGGGAGGUCACCCGGGCUGCUGGUGGGCGCUUCCACUGGUUUGGAGACACAGGUAUUUACGAAAGUGAUGAUAUCAAUGCCAUCACGUCUGAGAUGGAAAAGGCUCUCAACUACUCCCAAAAGUGUGCCUUACUCGUGUCCUCCCUGAAGAACCAGUCUGGAAAAGAACAGCAAAGCGUGGCCCUCCUGAAAGAGAAGUCGAAUGUGCUCAAGCCGAGAAGCCAGCCCAGGAAGUUCUGUCCUUCCAAGCCCACAGCACCCUCCGUGGCCAGAAUGAGCGUUAAAGAUGACCCUGACAGAGACAAGAGGCCCCCCUUGAAAGCUUUGCCAUGGCGUCCACUCAGUGGCAAAGCAGGCAUCCCCCCAGCUGCAGCCCCGCCCGUGAAGAAAAGGACUGCCGAGCGGAGGAAGAAGACCCAAUCAAGAGAUGCAGAAAUAGCUCUCUCGCUGUUCUACACAGAGACAGGGAAUAACGUGGGCUCAGUAUACAAGAAGUACCCUCAAGGAAGGGGCCUAAGAAGGACUAGAUCGUCUAUUGAGUUGCCCAGAAAGGAUACAGUCUGCUCCAGCCAAGAGUGGGUAGCAAAUUAUGGGCUAAAGAAACUAAAGAUGGAGGUCUCCAGAUACUUUGGUCCCAACUGCACUCAUCAAAAAUCAGUACAGACGUCGGCAUCAGCCAAAUACUGCAGUGUCUUCCCCAGCAUAGAGAUCAAUGGGACAGUGAGACACAUUGAGUGCACCCCCAGGGAAAUAGAGGAGUACAUCGCACACCUGGACAAGCUGAUGCGCCGCUACGUCCAGAGGCUGCAGUGGAUGCUGUCCGGCAGCCGCCGACUGUUCGGUGUCAUUUUGGAGAGCAAAGUGUGCGUCCUGCUGGACACGUCGGGAUCCAUGGGCCCCUACCUGCAGCAGGUGAAGACGGAGCUUACCCUGCUGAUAUGGGAACAGCUGCGGAAGCACUGUGACAGUUUUAACCUGCUCAGCUUUGCAGAGGGCCUACAGCCGUGGCAGGACACUCUGGUGGAGACCACAGACGCAGCUUGUCACAAGGCCAUGCAGUGGGUGACCUGCCUGCAUGCUCAGGGGAGCACCUCGGUCUUACAAGCACUGCUGAAAGCUUUCAGUUUUCCUGAUGUAGAAGGACUAUACCUCCUGACCGACGGGAAGCCGGACACAAGCUGCAGCCUUAUUCUCAGUGAGGUCCAGAGACUCAAGGAGAAGAGAGACAUCAAAGUGCACACCAUCUCCCCAGACUGCUCUUGCAGGACUGCGGCUAGCUUCUUGAGAGACCUGGCCGCCCUCACCGGGGGGCGCUAUCACUGCCCUGUUGGUGAGGACUCGCUUCUCGAAAUGCAGGGCCUGCUGACCAGGGGCUUCAUCCACCAAAGGGAUCCUGCACUGCCACUAUUUGAAGGAGAUGAUUUAAGGAGACUGGCGCAGGAGAUCACCAAGGCCAGAGGCUUCCUCUGGCAGGCCCAAUCCAUCAGGUCCCAACUCCAGAAGAAAAACAACCCAGAACUGAAGGUCACUCUUUUUUAGAGAAGCGUUCUCAGAAAGGCCAUCCUACAAAGAACCACAUCUUGCUGUGAGCACAGAGUGCUCUGGAAAGCUGUAACCCUCAGAUCAGCAUCAUCAGGCACCAGGACUCCCUGGAAGCUGCAAGAGGAAAGCUGUCUAUCCCUGGGUCCACCCUAAUGUUCCUGCCUUGUCCCCAACACACCCUGCACUUCAGUCACAAGAUUGUUCCUUGCCGGAAGUCCUGCACCAAGCCCCCUGUUUGGAGCAUCCUUCUGCCACCCUCUGCCUGGUGACUCCUUCUCAUGCAUCAAGGCACAGUGCAAAUGGCAUCAGGUUCUCUGUGAAGAUGCCCCUGGGAUCUAUCAAGAGCUGGGAGCCUCCAGCGUCCCCCCAUAGCAUUCUGACCCCUCGUCUCUCCUUAUAGCGGUGGCAUUUACUACACUUAGCACGCCACAUCAUGCUUCCUGGCUUCUUCGUCUCUUCUCCCUGACCAUGAGCUCCCCCAGGACGAGGCUGGUGUCCCAACCAUCUCUGGGUCCCCAGAACCUGCCAUGUGGCAGACACGUGGUACACUGUGAGCUCGCAGCUUAGUUAUGAGAGCCCCGCUCUGGAGACCAGCCAGAUGGGAUCGUUUCGGCCCCAAUCCUCUUACUCUGUGCUUUCCCACCACCUUAGUCCAUGGGUGCAACACAGACUCAGCAUCAGCCCAUCCUGGAGGAAGAAGAAAUAAAUGAGUCUCACCACCACCCCCAACCCCUGCUCAACCAAACUGGACUGCAGUCUGCUCUGGAGCCCAAUCCAGAGCAAAUGCUUGGCUCAAGCUUGUGAAAACUGGGCUGGAUCUGCUGGGCCAGCCCCACUGUGUACACACGAAAUGAAUGUGUCAUGUAUUACAUCACUGGGGGUCAUUUCUAAGACACGAAAAAUUGCUUUUAUUUAAUUAAUAGGAUCAAAGGUACUUUUAAACUGAUGUGAUCAUUGUGGUGUGUGUCUGUGUGUAAAUUUUUGGUGAGAUAAACUUUAUUAAAAGAUUCAUCUAUGCUUUAACUAUUUUUUACAAAAAGGUGGUAUAUGAGCUUUUCUAUGUAGCUAUGUUUAUUUUAUUUGCAUCUUUAAAAAAACUGUGAUCAUGGUCUUUCUAGUAUUUUUUAUACUUUUAGCUCUUAUAUCAUGUAACACCUAACUUAUUUUAGA